This is a messenger RNA of Pygocentrus nattereri (red-bellied piranha), 5655 nucleotides long. It is a transcript of the gene mgat4a, whose product is annotated as alpha-1,3-mannosyl-glycoprotein 4-beta-N-acetylglucosaminyltransferase A. Bases 538 to 2139 code for a protein of 533 amino acids. Gene Ontology annotation, biological process: protein N-linked glycosylation. The transcript is spliced from 16 exons. NCBI's taxonomy places the organism in Eukaryota, Metazoa, Chordata, Actinopteri, Characiformes, Serrasalmidae. Gene Ontology annotation, cellular component: endoplasmic reticulum-Golgi intermediate compartment; Golgi stack; endoplasmic reticulum. Gene Ontology annotation, molecular function: acetylglucosaminyltransferase activity. The record is from RefSeq and is a predicted model, not a curated record.
UAGAUCGACUGUAGCCAAUAGCGAGUGUGGGAGGGCGGAGUGUGUGAAGGUUGAUUGAGAGCUCAGUAUCAGUAACCGUGUGCUCUUACUGCCGCCAGUCCGAUGUUUUACAGACUGCCAAAAAUGCGUUUUUAACACCGUCAGCUGUCGCUGGCGUCUUACUGGAACAGCGAGCGCGCUUAUGUUAUUUCUCGUGGACAUAACUGAGUUGAAGAGGAACCUGCUGUUUGGACGUUGCAGGUGCCGUUCACUUAACUGCAGCUGUACGACCAUCACUUUUGACUUUAUCCAGUCAGGAUGAAGGCACGGCUUGGUCGCGAUAAACAUGUAUCUGAAACGGUGAAUGUCCGCUGAUUCGUUUCGUGACUUUCAAGCGCCGGUUUUGAAUUAGCGGAAAGCAAAGGAAGGAUAAGCAGAGAGGAACUACACGGACCGAAGGAGGGAGUCUUUCCUUCCCCGUGUGAGUUGCCUCUCCUCCGGCGAGAGAAGCCCGUGUGCAGGCGGAGCCACGGACGAGCAGCAGAGCGCUGAAAUGAGAUGAGGCUCAGAAAUGGAACUCUUGCCACUGCAGUUAUUUUCUUCACCUCUUUUCUCAGUCUGUCUUGGUACACGGCCUGGCAAAAUGGAAAGGAGAAGUUGGUAGCAUAUCAGCGGGAGUUUCAUGCUCUGCGGGAGCGGUUGCGUGUGGCAGAGCAUCGCACCCUGCAGCGUUCCUCUGAGCUGAAUAACAUCCUCGAACAGUUCCGCCGCGCCAUCGCAGAGACCAACGGCAGCAAGGAUGCUCUCACCAACUUCUCAGAUGAAACCCAGAAGCUGUUGAAGGAGCUGGCUCACAGGAAGCCUCUCCAAGUGCCAAACAUCUACCACCACUUACCGCACCUGCUUAACAAUGAGGGCAGCCUGCACCCUGCAGUCCAGGUGGGCCAGGGACGCACUGGAGUUUCCAUGGUGAUGGGGAUUCCUACAGUGAAGCGGAAAGUGAAGUCAUACCUGUCAGAGACGUUGCAUUCGCUCAUUGAUAAACUAUCACCUGAAGAGAAGCUUGACUGUGUGAUCAUAGUCUUCAUAGGGGAGACGGAUUUAGAUUAUGUGCACAGUGUGGUCUCAAGCCUUGAGAAAGAAUUUUCCACAGAGCUGAAUUCAGGACUGUUGGAGGUCAUCUCUCCUCCUGCCAGUUACUAUCCAGACCUUAACAACCUGAAGGAGACUUUUGGAGACUCCAAAGAGAGAGUGAAAUGGCGGACCAAGCAGAACUUGGACUAUUCUUUCCUCAUGAUGUAUGCAGUCAGCAAAGGAGUUUAUUAUGUCCAGUUGGAGGAUGAUAUUGUUGCAAAGCCCAACUACUUUGCUACUAUGAAGAACUUUGCCCUGCAGCUGGCCUCUGAAGACUGGAUGAUCUUGGAGUUCUCCCAACUAGGCUUCAUUGGUAAGAUGUUUCAAGCUCCUGAUCUGAAUCUUAUAGUGGAGUUCAUAUUUAUGUUCUACAAGGAGAAGCCUAUAGACUGGUUGUUGGACCACAUUCUCUGGGUGAAAGUUUGCAAUCCAGAGAAAGAUGCUAAACACUGUGAGAGACAGAAGUCCAGUCUACGUAUCCGCUUCAGACCCUCUUUAUUUCAGCAUGUCGGCCUGCAUUCCUCCCUGGCAGGGAAAAUUCAGAAACUUACGGAUAAGGACUUCCUGAAGCCGCUGCUGCAUAAAAUCCAUGUGAACCCGCCGGCAGAGGUGUCCACUUCCCUUAAGGUCUACCAGGGCCAUACACUGGAAAAAGCUUACAUGGGAGAGGAUUUCUUCUGGGCCAUCACCCCUAUGGCAGGAGACUAUGUGCUGUUCAAAUUUGAUCGUCCAGUCAGCAUUGAGAAGUUCUUGUUCCGCAGUGGUAAUCAGGAGCACCCAGGCGACAAAAUUGAGAACACUACAGUAGAAAUUUUGCCCUUCUCGGAUACGGCACUGAAGACCAAAGAGAAAUACAAACGGACAGAUGACCAUUUCUACAGAAUUGCUGAGUUUGAAAAAGGAACAGCUGAGGGCACAGUUGACCCUGCCUUUAACCCAGUGGCUGCUGUACGUCUCACUGUCCUAAAGGACUCUGCUGUGUGGGCUAUUAUCAGUGAGAUCCACAUAAAGAGAGUUGCUGGAUAAAGGUGUGUAAACCUGCACUGGUGGUGGUCCCACAAGGCCCAGCUGUGCUGUAUAAGCUCUUGCAGCAUUCCAAAAUAACAGUGACACCAUCACAGCGCAUGGACGCUACCAAUCACAGUGUCACUCUAAGGAUUGCUGGUUUUUACAAACUCUUCAUCCCUUUUUCUUUCUCUUUUUCGUUGCCUCCUUUUCUCCCUCCUGUUUCUCGCUCGCAUGUUCUCUUUUGUUACUGUCCACUCUGUUCUUUUCCCUUUGAGGAUUUCAUUUUGUUAGGUCAUCUUUUUGUCUUCUGUCUGUCAAUGUGAAUACUACUGUAUAAGAAAAGGUUUUCAGAAGGAACAAGGAAACUGAAUUUAAUGCCUUGAGGAUUUGCAAUCAGUGCCAUCACGAAGGUUUGACAUCAGGAUUGUGUGCUAAUGCUGGAGAGAAGGUGACGGCCCUUACCGAACGAGAAUGUUAUGAGUACUGUAUCAUUAUGGACUAUAAAUGACUUUGACCGUGGGUCAAAUAAGUGCUUUAUACUUUACACAAAGUUAUCAGAAGAGAAAUCAUUUGAAAUAUUUUGUGUUAAAGAAAAAGUUACUUCGGUUGGUCUUGUUUUUCACCUCUCACGUUUAAGUGCCAGGGCAUGGCACGCUGUUUAAACUUAUUUAUGUCCAUGAAACAGUUUGUUGUAAAGACUACUUUGCCAAAAUAUUUCUUGAAACAACUUUCUAAAGAAUAGAAACCGUACUGCAGAACCCUCCUUCUAUAACAGGAAAGGCCUUUCUUCCCUUCAGUGUCUUUUGACGUAAACCAAUCAACCAUGGCCUUUCAACCGAAGGGAUAUACGUAUAUAUUACUAUUAUUAUUUAGACGAUCUAUGAAGGUGAAUUUAACUUAUUUGAAAUAAAUCUUUAAUUUGUACAAGAGAGAAUUUUUUAUUUUUUAUGCUGUGAAAAGUAAAAAAGUGCAGGAGAAGUAAAUAUUUGAUUUGAUAAAUAUUUGGAGUAAAUACUUGCUUUUUAGUGAUUGUGGCUUAAAGAAUCUGGUUCAAGUUUUUUUUUUUUGUGUGUGUGUGUGUGUGUGUGUGUGUGUGUGUGUGUGUGUGUGUGUGUGUGUGUGUGUGUGUGUGUGUGUGUGUGUGUGUGUAUAGUUCCAAUGGGUGCAGGUCCCCCACAUUUGUGCCUUAAUGUCCAGUAUCCCCUAGGGGACUGGAAAGGGACUGCCUCUACGUGUCAAAGCCCCUGUGUCACACAGGACUAACUUAUAUAAGAAGUUUCCAGGGCAGUCUUUAAGGAUUCAUAUUCAGACCACUUUUUUUGCUCACCAUCAAACCUCAACCAGAUAAUCCAUGGCUAUAAUAUGCUGGUUACAUGGCCCAGGUUUGUUGUGAACUAUAACAAUGACCUAGAUGAGCUGAGGAUUCCUAAAGACUGAAUCUAUAAGCAGCACACUUGAAAAGAUGGUUCUUCAAGGGCUCUUUAAAAAAGAAAAUCAUUCUAUAUAGAACCACGAACUCGCAAAAUCUCUUUCCAUGAUAAAAGGGUUCUUUGCAUCAUCAAAGGGUCAUCAGAUUGAUGGAGAAUGUGCUGUAGAUGGUUCUAUAUAGAACUUUUUUGAAAAGAGUACCAAAAGGUGUUCUUUGAGUGAGUGUUCAAGGUUCUAUAUAGAACCAUUUUCUUUACUAAAGAACCAUUAAAGAACCACAUUUUUAAGAGUGUAGUUCCCAGCCCCAGUACUGGUAACCCACUGUUCAGCUUUUAACUUGGCCAUAGAUGAGCUGUUUCUGGCUUUAACAGCUUGAUUCCGCUUGAAGAUGAAAGGCUGUGUUGAAUCAGGGGCAGUUAAACUGUGGAGACUGGUGAAAAUCCAGAUUGAGAUUGGAAACUGCUAACUAAACUUCUUUUUAAUUUGGUUGACAAGUUCCUGUUCAGAGCAUGCUAUGUUUUUCCUAAAGGGGAAUUCCAAAGAUUUUUCAAAAAUUCUGCAAAAUUCAAUUGUUGAUGUAAACAGUCACUUAGAGUAGUUUGUUGUAGAGAAACAUACUGACUCAGUGGUGCUGAUAGGAAGCAGAGAUUGUGAUGUCUACAACACAAGUACCCGUGAACCAACACGUCUUUUGAGACUACUUUGCUUUACAACACCCUGCAUAAAUCGCUCCAUGAAUGUUUUUUUAAAAGUACUUUCAGAAUCAUUAAACACUUUAGAGAUCUGGUUCCUUUCACUGCCACUUAAACAUCUGGGACUCUUAAGUUUCUCUAGGAUGGUGCAUUUCUCAUCAAACUACUCUGAAUUCCUUUAAUUACAUCUUAAUGAUUUAAUUAUGCAGACAUUUUGAAAAAUCUGUGGAAUUCCCCUUACGGCCCAACAGGUCAAAGGAAUACAUGUGUCUGUUUGCUCCAAGAACUGGCUAUUGAAAUACAUUUUCAUUGUCCAUUUUGAACAGUCCACUGGCAUGUUGUCUGUCAAAUACUCCUGUAUCAUUGCUAUUUGAUGUCUCCUUACUGUGUUCAGUGCUGUACAAUAGCUGGCUCUGGGUGUGACCUGCCUUUAAAUUUAUUAUAUUAGGCUGGCUAUGGACAGGACAUAAUGCAAAAACCAUAGAAUUCUGAAUAGCUGAUAAAUGACUUUUGGUACUUCACAGUGAAAAAUGAAUUAAUCUACUGUUGUGUGUGUGUGUGAGCACUGAGUGACUGUAGUGAAGUGAGUAGCAGCACAAUUUUGUGCCAUUUUAAUUAGAAUAUCUUUAGAAAUUUUUGGUCUGUUUGAAUUCUAUGGUUUUUGACUUUCAGGUUUGUCAGUGUAACUGGCUGAGAAGGAGGCUGGGUAACUACUGUACAUAUUUCCCAAGUGCACUCAUCUCAUUUGAUUGUAUAUAUCUUUUAGAAGGUUCCUAGAAAUGUGAGUUGACCUUGCAAAAUCAUGCCAUUAUAUGACCAUUUACUGUAUGCACAUUUAGCAUGUCAAGCAGAGAAAGACAUUCUGUGCAUAUCACUUUCAAUUACAUAUCAUCUAUGAGGGGAUGAAUUUGAACAGGGGAAAUCUAGAAAUGUUUGUUGAAUAAAUGUCAAGAUAUAUGUUUACAUGUUCUUAAAGAUUCUGAUUUUGAAUUCAGAACAACACUCAGAUCUUCAAACGAGCACCUGUAUUGCUACCUGUAUUGGCAUACUCUGAGAAUGGCUGAUCAUUUUGUUUCCAUUUUUGACAUGAAUUCUGCUAUGAACAAACUGGACUAGCGGAGACAUGGUAUGAAAUCCAACUGGCUAGCAGAGGUUAGAGUUCAUACUAUUUUUAUCCUCCAUAAUGCCUGAAUUAUGCAUCAUGACAGAAGAGGAUGAGGCUUAAAUCUUCAGAAAGCUGACCAUUUCUUUCUGAACUAUCUGCCCUUUAGUCUUUUUAAACCCCCUCCUCCCCAUAGUAAGAUUCCCCCUGUCUAGUGCAUCCCAGCCUUUCAUGUGCCUUCAUCUGUGCAUCUGUUUCCAGCUGACAUUGAUUUGAAUGGAGAGUACAGAAAUAAAUCAAAUUUGACAUUCA